Molecule: messenger RNA, 1507 nt
Organism: Ilex paraguariensis (yerba mate)
Lineage: Eukaryota; Viridiplantae; Streptophyta; Magnoliopsida; Aquifoliales; Aquifoliaceae
Source: the annotation of a GenBank genome assembly
AUGGAUCUAGAUGAAUCUGUUGGCAUUACAACAUGGAAUGAAGAUAAACUCUGGCAGAAUGGAGGCCAUCAGGCUGUAUUACCUGUGGAUGAAAAUCCAUCUGUGAGAAGUGAUAUUGAAGAUUCAAGAGAGAAUUUAUGCACAAAUGAGGGCAUCAAUGGUGAAUUACAAGUUUGUGGAAAUAUAAAUUCUGUUGCUGCAGUCAAAGAGCAAGCUGAGGUCGAACAGCCAGUUUUAGGUGCAAAAUCUGAAAGCGACAGUCCAAAAGCUGAAAGGCUAUCUCGUGUUGUACCUCUAGCUCUUGAUGAAUUUAAGAACAAAGCAUUUAAUUCUAGAAGUAGGCCUGUAAGUGGUUUGGCUGGAAGCAUAAUACACAGAGUGGAGCCCGGAGGGGCAGAAUACAAUUAUGCUUCCGCUUCAAAGGGAGCAAAAGUCUUGGCUUAUAACAAGGAAGCCAAAGGUGCCUCCAAUAUCUUAGGCAGAGACAAGGACAAGUAUCUUCGGAAUCCUUGUUCGGCUGAGGAGAAGUUUGUCAUCAUAGAACUUUCGGAAGAAACCCUUGUUGAUACAAUUGAAAUAGCAAAUUUUGAACAUUACUCGUCUCAUUUAAAGGAGUUUGAGUUACUUGGCAGUUUGGCUUAUCCCACUGAUACCUGGGUUAAGCUUGGAAAUUUUACAGCUGGAAAUGUGAAGCAUGCUCAAAGGUUUGUUCUUCAGGAGCCAAAAUGGGUGAGGUAUCUAAAGGUAAAUCUAUUGAGUCAUUAUGGUUCAGAGUUCUAUUGCACACUGAGUGUUGUUGAAGUGUAUGGAGUGGAUGCUGUUGAGAGGAUGCUUGAGGAUCUUCUUUCUGUUGAGGUACCAGGUGGUGAGCAGAAACCAAUGUCCACCCAGUCAGUAUCCACUGAGGGUGAUCUGGAUCAACAUGUUGUUGAUGAAGUGGAUUGUGACCUUGAUCUUGAAAGGACUGAUGUCAAACGUGGAAUUACAAGUACUGAUGUUCCCGACCCAGUAGAAGAAGUCCGUCAUCAACAGGUUAGCAGGAUGCCUGGGGACAGUGUUCUUAAAAUACUGAUGCAAAAAGUUCGGUUGUUAGAUUUAAAUUUAUCAGUUUUGGAACAAUAUCUGGAGGAACUAAAUUCCAGAUAUAGCAACAUUUUCAAAGAGUUUGAUAAUGAAAUAGGAGAAAAAGGAGUUCUUCUGGAGAAGAUCAGAUCAGAUAUAAGGAGUCUUUUGGAAAAUAAGAAGGUCUUGACCAAAGAGGUUGGUGAUCUUUUAUCUUGGAAAUCACUUGUUUCCAUGCAGCUGGAUAAUUUGGAAGGGGACAACGCCUUUCUCAGUUGUUUUGCACCUUUUGAGGGUCUGCAGUUGCUUCCUGUUGCUCCUCAGUUCCUCUAUUCAAAUCUGUCUAAAUUUCAGAUCAUCAAUGGGUGAGCUCUACAUUCAUAUUGCCAAUUCUAAGCAAAAACUAGAGGGAAAGGGAAGAGACAAGAGGCAUAGAAGAAGUUCC